Molecule: messenger RNA, 678 nt
Organism: Penicillium samsonianum
Lineage: Eukaryota; Fungi; Ascomycota; Eurotiomycetes; Eurotiales; Aspergillaceae
Product: DUF3632 domain-containing protein
Exons: 3
Coding region: 1-678 (225 amino acids)
Source: RefSeq, a predicted model, not a curated record
AUGGCUGCACCUCUUCGUCUACGCCUUGUAUUUCUAGAACGUGAGGACCUAUGGAUUUUUGAACAGAAUUAUUUCCUAGCCACUAAAGCAGCUGCUGGAAUAAAUGAACUCACACCGGUGAGUCGCGAGGCAAAAGGUGAAGAGGUAGAGUACCCAGAAAGCUGGUGUUUAGAAUUUUGGGGGACAGUCAGCGAUAUUAUGAAGCAAAUUCCUCAUGAUCAUCCAUUACAAGAUAAAAUGGUUGAGACCAUCAAAGAACUGGAAGAUUUGCCGGGAGUGGAAGUUACGUUUUAUGAAACGGUAUUGGGGGUCAAGCGGUCAUGUUCAGAUUCACAACUGACUUGUUUAUCCUUUUAUGCAGGCAACAACGCGAAUUUGGACAGAUCUUCCACGUUUGAUAGAAGUAUAAAUUGGCAGGCAUUUUCAGCCCGAGUCCUUCAGGCUAGCUUGGCAGACUGGUUUCAUUUGACGAACUGGUGCUUCCGUGACGCACUCAAAGAGGAGCCCCUUCAACCAAAGGAAUUCGUGGGAUGCCGAAUCUGCGUUGCCGUGCAGUGGAUCCGGCAUUCUGGUGAAACAAUAUUUCACUCCAUUGAUAAUAUACCUUACUUGAGGGACCUGAGACCUGGCCCACCCCAAGAGAUAGGACUUUUUGGGAAGCAAGAUUCCGUGUCUUAG